AUGGCGACCCUGGCGGAGAAGUUUGAGAAAAUAAAAUCGCCAAAGCUGAAGAACCAGCAUCAUACUGCAGUAGUUUUGAAUGCUGUCGAAGACACCCUGCGCGACCAAAAUGCCGACUUCUCAGCGACCGCAUACUUUGCAGCGUUACUGGCCCUGCUCAGCCAGGCCCUCAACAACACGCAUGGCAUUGUCAACAAGGACCUAGCUACAUCGGUAGUAUAUUUAAUCGAUAUAACAGCAGAAUUCGUUCCCCCCCCUCUCCUACGGUCGAAAUUCUCCCAGAUCCUGUCCAAUCUUGUCCCCGCCCUCACGCUUGCCGAUGUCGAAGCCCCGCUGCUGCGUCCAUCGAUUGGCGUUCUCGAGACGCUCUUGAUUGCGCAAGACGCCAAUUCCUGGACACUCCCGCAUACACAAAUCGGCCCUCGCCGAGCGACUGCUGGUCUGCUGAGCUUGGCUGUUGAUCACCGCCCAAAGGUGCGCAAGAGGGCACAGGAUGCCUUGGUCAAGGUGCUCAAGAACCCCCCGCCAAGCCCGUCCCUCGACCACCCAGCAGCGGAUAUGUGCGCAGAAACCGCUUUGCAGACGUUACAUGAUAGUGUCACUGCUGCAGGAAAACUCAAGAAGUCGAAACACCAGCAGCACCGACAGGAUAGCCACCAAGAACCGGCGAUUAUUCAUUCCUUGCACCUUGUCAAGACAGUUGCGACUGCGUCUGGAGGAUGGCCAAGCAAAAAGAUUGAGCCGCUGUGUGAGCUGCUCAUGAAUGUGUCGCGGUCUAGCAAUGAAUACAUCACAAUGGGGGCCUUUGAGGUGUUUGAAGUAAUUUUCGCAGGAAUGGCGGAUGAGCUGUCUUCGUCCAAGCUGCCCCGUCUUUUGGAGUCUAUACAGGAACUGCGACCAGCACAGAACGACGCGCAAUUGCUACCGCCAUGGAUUGCAGUGCUUUCGCGAGGCUACGACGUGUCAUCUCAGAUUGAUCCACAAGAUACCUUCGAUAAGUUGCCAGCUCUGUUCGAGAUGGUUGCAUCUUUUCUCGCUGCUCCAUCACACAAUAUCCGCGUCUCUGCGUCUGAAUGUCUUAUAUCCUUUCUCGCCAACUGUAUCCCGAACAGCGUAAUCUUAGAGCCGUCUAUUUAUGACGAGAAGACUUUGGGGAAACUCGCCAAGGUUGCGUCGGAUCUCUUGUCUGUUAAGUACCAGGCCGCCUGGGCGGAAGUCUUCAAUGUCUGCUCUGCCAUGUUUGAAGCUUUCAAAUGGCGAUCCUCAUCAUAUUUAGACUCAAUCGUUCAAACAGUUGGUGAAUUACGCAGCAACGAGUCUUUCCAUGGAAAGAAAGAGGCCGACGAAGUACUCGGCCGAGCUGUCUAUGCAAUGGGCCCCCGCGAGAUCCUCCGUAUCCUACCUCUGAACAUCACAGAGCAGAAGGCCGGCCAGCCUGGUCGUGUCUGGCUGUUGCCUAUUUUCCGCGAUAACGUAUCAAACACAGAUCUCGCGCAUUUCCGCACCGAAAUGGUUCCUCUCAGCGAGGCCUUGUACCAGCGUGUCCUUGAGUUUGGGCAAGCUGAGAAGACAGUCGAAGUCAAGAUUUUCGAAACUAUCAUUCAGCAGAUAUGGUCCAUGCUUCCAGGAUACUGCGAGCUGCCACUCGACUUGGAAACAGCAUUUGAUCAAUCAUUCGCAGAGCUUUUGUCCAACGUCCUCUACAAACAGACUGAACUACGUGUUGACGUCUGUCGGGCUCUACAGAAUAUAGUAGAGUCAAACCAGGCUAUUGUCGAAGUUGAAACUGGUGCGGAGGGUGAAAACCUCGUCCUUCAACGACGUAUUUCAAAGGAUGCUGCGGCGAAAAAUCUACAGCAUAUGGCCGGUUUCGCAAGUAACUUGUUGGCAGUGCUGUUUAAUGUUUAUAGCCAGACGUUGCCUCAUUACAGGGGUUAUAUCUUGCAAUGCAUCAAUGCUUUCUUGAGCAUAACGCCAGAGAAGGAACUCGAAGAAACAUUCGCCCGCGUCAGGACCAUGCUCGAGUCCGAGCUACCCUCUGAAGAAGAAGCUGCCAAACAGGGAAACCUGCCAAAGGGAACUGACAACAAGAUGCCACCAACAUCUCACACGCUGAUCGACCUGGUCAUUGCCAUGUCCAUCUACCUACCUCGGACGAGCUUCUCAAACCUCUUUCAACUUGCAUCUCUUGUCCUUAAUCAACACGCCUCCGAUCCCCAGCUGAUCAAAAAGGCAUACAAGCUCAUCCCUCGGCUCGCAACAACUGAAACCGGGCAGAACUCACUUUCCGAGCGAAGUUCCGAGUUACAGGCACUGAUGCUCUCGACCGCCGAAAAAACCCCCUCCCCAGCUCGCCGAGACCGCCUCGUAGCCAUCCACGAGCUCGUCACAUACCUCCCUACCCGUGACCUGCACUUCAUCCCAUCCAUUCUCCCCGAAGUCCUUCUUGGCUGCAAAGAAUCCAACGAUAAGGCCCGAACCGCCGCUUUCGACCUCCUCAUCCACCUGGCCCAGCGCAUCACAGACACUAACCGCAACCCACCUGGCACCGUAAUCCGCAACUCCUUGGUCCCCCAUCUCCCCGACACCUCCGCCGACGCACCAGCCACCCUUGAGGAAUUCUUCACCAUGGUCUCCGCCGGCUUGGCAGGUGGUUCGCCACACAUGGUAGCAGCAUGUGUAACCGCGCUCUCGCGUCUCUUUUUCGAGUACCGCGCCGCCCUCUCCACGCAAACACUCUCCGACCUCGUGCAAACCGUCGAGCUGUUCCUGACUAGCAACAAUCGCGAAAUCGUUCGUUCGGUGCUCGGGUUUGCCAAAGUAGCUGUUGUCUGUCUGCCCGAAGACAUGCUCCGUCCUCGCCUCAACACUAUGGUGCCGAACCUAAUGGUCUGGAGUAAAGAGCACAAGGGCCGAUUGCGCACAAAGGUCAAGGGGAUCCUGGACCGUCUUGUUCGUCGAUUCGGUGCGCCGCUUAUUGAAAGCCUCGUCGGCGAAGCAGACCGCAAACUCGUCGUUAAUAUUCGCAAGGAGCGCGAGCGCCAGAAGCGGAAGAAGAAAGACGGUGCUAGCGGGGGUGAUGUGGGAGAUGACGCAGAUGAGCAUGAUAAUGCUAAUAGCAGGUUCUCAAACGAGUUCGAUAAGGCUGUUUAUAUGUCUUCGGACGAGGAUGACUCUGAGCUGGACGACGCUAGUGAGAUUGACGUUGACGAUGCGGGUCGCACAUCCGUCAAGAAACAGGGCAAGAAAGGCAGUAAUAAGAAGCUCGGCAAGCAAGGCGAACAAUACAUCCGCGAACUAUCCCCCGAAUCGAAUCCUCUCGAUCUUCUCGCCCCCGAUGCUCUCGCGUCUAUUUCUACCACGAAACCAUCAGUCCGAUUCCUCGAUGCCGGCGUUGGCAAGAGGAACAAGAAACGCGGUGCCAAGGUUAACGUUGACGGGAAGUUGAUUAUUGGUGGUGCCGAUGAGGACGAUACCAGCAUGACCGGCGCCAGAGGCGAAGGCGAAGACGAAGGCGCAGGCGGGAUCAACGCCUAUCUCGCAGCCGUCAGCGGGCCCGAAGCCGUACGGCGCGGCCAAAAGGGGCGAUUGAAGUUCAACAAAAGGGACACUGGCGGUGACGGCAUGGAUAUUGACGAUGACGACGAUGGCGAGAAGAACGGGGCGGGUGCGGAUGACUCCAAAAAGAAGGGAGGCGUGCGCAGAGGACUCGGUAUGCCCAAAUCUCGCGGCCCUGCUGGUGCUGGGAAUGGGAAGGGGAGGAUUGAGAAGAGGAGGGGUGGCAGAGGUGGCAGAGGUGGGAGUGGAAGUGGCUUUGUAGCCAGGCGAGGUCGUGGACGCCGUUGA
Talaromyces proteolyticus is the source of this 3846-nucleotide messenger RNA. RefSeq names its product putative pre-rRNA processing protein Rrp12. The record is from RefSeq and is a predicted model, not a curated record. NCBI's taxonomy places the organism in Eukaryota, Fungi, Ascomycota, Eurotiomycetes, Eurotiales, Trichocomaceae. The transcript is spliced from 3 exons. The coding region runs from base 1 to 3846 and encodes 1281 amino acids.